Phytophthora nicotianae INRA-310 is the source of this 1119-nucleotide messenger RNA. RefSeq lists its product as hypothetical. Bases 1 to 1119 code for a protein of 372 amino acids. NCBI's taxonomy places the organism in Eukaryota, Oomycota, Peronosporomycetes, Peronosporales, Peronosporaceae. The record is from RefSeq and is a predicted model, not a curated record. The transcript has 3 exons.
AUGGGUUUAAUAGUGACUGGAGACGAUAUGCUUAGACUGGACGAGGCCUUGGCAUUCAUUGCGUUCUGUGACGAGAGAAUUCAUGAUCCUGUCUCCGCAGAUAAUCUGCAUGGAACGCGAGCGUCUAUCUUGCUGGAAGAAAUUGACGAUCUACUAGACCCAGAAGUCCAAGGAUCAGUAUCCGCUGAGUCAAUCAAGACCUCUUCCACGAGUCAUAAUUUGAGUUUAAUAGGGAUACCAUCAGUAACGCCUGCAAGGCAGAAGAAGCGAGUCCGAAGUGCGGGGAGUUCUUCAGCUGUGCUGCAACGCCGCAAAAAAGCUGAGAUCGAAAGUCUGCGCGAGGAAUCGAAGACCCUGGAAACAUAUCUAUCUCACUUGAGAAGAACGGGAGGACCAGAAAAGGCAAUGGCGAUAACGAACGGCGAUGAGUUGCGGUCAGAAUGGCAACGCCACGCUUUCAUUCAGUAUCAACAACGGUACGCGUCUGAACAAACCAAUCGACACCUGAAGGAAUUGCUGAGCAAGCAACAGAGGCUCUCAAGGAAGCUACGACGCAAUUUGUUCAAACGAAACGCGCUAGACGGAAUCGAAUUUGUGCGGACACUCGAAUCGCCCACCUUCGAUGAAGCCCCUUUCAUUGUCAAGGGCUCGAAUGUGCUGAUGAGGCAACUGGAAGACGAAGUCAAUAACAUCUAUUGCGAUUUCAAUCGAAUCUGCCAACCUGUUGAAGACCGUAGCAGUUCUGAGGUGACGUAUGGUGAAAAGUGUAAGGCCAACAUCAUGGAAUUUACGACCACGACGCCUUUGAGCUGGCCCAUGACAUCUGCAUUCACUCAUGUGUGGAAUAUGCUCGAGAGCAGUUUGGAUCGAAGUCGCAAUCCCAACACACUGGAGAGAAGGGUCAAUCUUACGAUUCCAAUCGGCAAUGGUACAUCCUGCCAUUUCCACAAGCUUCACUUCCUGCACAAAUACGAGGAAGAAGACCGUAUUAUUGUCAUUUGGUCCGAUCUCAUGCAGAUGACGACAAGGACUGUCAAGUUACGUUCGCUCGCCUAUGUUGUCUUCACUCCGUCCAAGAACGAUCCAUCACAAGCGUGUAUCAUUCACACAUUUCUUUAA